AUGGGGCGUUUAGGCCAAUAUGUCAUCCUGCUACAGGUGCUUAACCCAACAGCUUGGGCCACAAACAAGGCAGUGUUCGCUCAUUUUAUGAUGGCGAACACCGUAGCAUACGAAAUUUCCGACUGGGAGCAAGAUAUCUCCUUAGCUCAAAAGGCCCACAUCAACGCCUUUGCCCUCAACAUGGCCUACGGCACACCAGGAAUGGAAAGGUCAACCGCAGAUGCCUUUAAAACAGCAGAAGAUCUCGGAUUCAUGCUUUUCUUCUCAUUUGAUUAUGCCGGAAACGGGUCCUGGCCCCAAGAUCAGAUCGUCGAUUACCUACAGAAAUAUGCCCCCAGUUCCGCUUAUUACACAUACCAAGGGAAGACUUUCGUGUCUACAUUUGAAGGGACCGAAAGUGCCGAUGACUGGGUCAACAUAAAGAACAAGACCGAUUGUUUCUUUGUUCCCGACUGGUCAUCUGUCGACCCUUCAUCUGCCCUCAAGCUUGGCGGAGGUGUCGUGGAUGGGUUAUUCUCGUGGGCGGCUUGGCCAACAAACUCUGAACAAAUGACCACCCUUGUGGACGCUUCAUAUCUAAAUGCCCUCAAAAAGUCCGGGAAGCCAUACAUGAUGCCGGCGUCUCCCUGGUUCUACACAAACAUGCCGGGGUACAACAAGAAUUGGGCGGUGCAGGGGGACGACCUGUGGUAUAACCGAUGGGUGGAAAUUAGCUAUUUAGACCCCCAGUGGGUUGAAAUCAUUUCUUGGAAUGACUAUGGAGAAUCACACUAUAUCGGACCCCUUAAUAGCAAGGGUUACGGCGUGUUCACCUCGGGUAAGGCACCAUACAAUUACGCACGAGACAUGCCACACGAUGGCUGGAGGCUCCAACUCCCCUUUGUCGUUGAUCUGUAUCGAACAGGAACAGCGUCCAUGACACAGGAAAGCUUGGUUGCUUGGUACCGCACCGAGACUGGACAUUCUUGCUCCGGUGGGAAUACCACAGGCUUUUCAGUUUCUGGACUUCAUGUCGACAUCGAUAACGGCAAUUUGCUUGAAGAUAAAAUCUUCUUCUCAGCACUCCUGGCGUCAAAUGCUUCGGUCUCAAUCAACAUUGGUGGUCAAGAGUUCGAUGGUCAAUGGGAACAUGAGCCUUACGGUGGCAUCGGCGUCUAUCACGGCAACUUCGGCCUUAACGCUAGUCAUAUUGGAAAUAUCACGAUUGAAGUCUCACGCGACGAUGAUAAAACUGUGAGCCUUGAUGGUCGCUCUAUUACGGCGACCUGCACCAAAGGCUACGCGAAUCUCAAUGCAUGGGUUGGAAGUGCCACCUCGGGAAGCACUCUGCCCGCAACUUCGCCACAGAUGACCCUAUCUGAGCAAGUCUGUAUCAAAGGCUCUGGUUCAGCAAACUUCACAGAGCUCUUGCAAUGGGUGCCGCCAGGGAGAAACCAAAAGCCACCGAGGAUCAGGGACAUCCUAAAGAUGGAAUCCAAAGCUACACUGGAUUAUGUUCCUUUGCGUGCUACUAUGGAUACUGCCCUCAGAAAACCUGUUAUUCAACCAAGGGCGGGUCAUGUAAUGGCUCGGGCUGUAAGCAUGCCAAUUCAGGGUCAAGGGCUUCUGUUGUUCUUUCCUUAA
Molecule: messenger RNA, 1623 nt
Organism: Penicillium longicatenatum
Lineage: Eukaryota; Fungi; Ascomycota; Eurotiomycetes; Eurotiales; Aspergillaceae
Product: glycoside hydrolase family 71 protein
Exons: 3
Coding region: 1-1623 (540 amino acids)
Biological process (GO): mating projection tip cell wall disassembly
Molecular function (GO): glucan endo-1,3-alpha-glucosidase activity
Source: RefSeq, a predicted model, not a curated record